AUCUAAAGUUAAAGCAAGCUACUAUCUUCGGGGUAGUGUAAGGCAUGUAGAAACAGAGAAACCUAAGUCACCAUUUCUUCUAUCCUUUCGUCCUUUGUUUCUUCAGGCAACCCCGGCCAAAUUUCCUUUAACUUUCGUUGUAUUACCUCCUUUGAACCGUUAAGGUAGCUGGUAGAAUUUGAUGGCGAGCGACCAGAGGAAACUGGAGGAAGUGAGAAUUCCUAUGCCUGAGACUGAGCAAGGGGAUUUCGUGAGAGAACAGAUGAUGAAAUUAAAAUCAGCAUUGCUUGAAUUACAAAACCGGGAAAGAGUUGUAUCUCAAAUAACCAAACCGUUAAUACAAAGAGUUACACCUCGCCUAGUUGGCGUUAUCAAGGAGAACUUUAAGAAAUAUUUUGAACCGAGGAUGGCAGCCUUCGGCCCUUUGAAUCAUGGCAACCCGAAGUUCGAUCGGGGAGAAAGAACGAAACUUUUAUUGGCAGCUCACUUCGUAAAGAAGAACGAAACGACUGAAGAUGCUCUAUUUCACAAAAUUAAGGAAGAGAUAGAGGAUCUUAGGAAGUAUUAUAAUCAGGAGGACAUAAAAGACUACGAUAAUGAUAAGCUAGCUUGGAUGUUCUUCGUGGACGAUUGUGCUGUGCUGUAUAUCGCAUAUUACUUUUUAAUCGGAAAGUAUGAGAAGUCAUUCACUUCAGACAUCCUAGAUCUCAUGGCAUUUGGGAAACUUGAUUUAUUCUUGCUAGAAAACCAACUUCCUUACAGAGUCCUCAAGAUAUUGAUUGGCUCAUCUUUAAGUCCCCAAUUGUGGGAACUAUCAAUCAAAGAAUUCGUAAAUGAUAACCUUAUGACAAAUAUUCCAAGUGAGACGGUGAGCCAAUGGCUGGAUAAACAAGAAGCAAAACGGCAAGAUUACGCUCACCUUCUGGACAGGUUGAGGACAAAAUUACUGUCAGGAAUAAUAGAACAGAAAAGCUCGGGCGUGAUUGGUAGGUUUCUUCUUUGGUGUGGAAACGAGGCAAAAAAUAGAAGGCUAUUUCUUAGCAUCAAGGAUCUUAAAGAAUCAGGAAUUCAAGUGAGCCCCAAUAUGACAUGCAACCUUCGAAAUAUUUCCUUCCAUUCCAACAUUCUGGGAAGCCUAAAGAUGCCAGGCCUAGUGUUGAAUGAGUCUACAGCCUCCAUGUUCAUGAACUUGGUAGCUUUAGAAAAGUGUCCAGAUUUUGGUAAUGAUUAUGCUGUCACCUCUUACUUAUGCUUCAUUUCUUCUCUCAUUCAAACAACAGAAGAUGUUAAGGAGUUGCAAGUUACAGGUAUCCUUCACAAUUACUUGGGCAGUGAUGAAGAAGUGGUUGAUUUUUUCCGUGGGAUGAGCAGGAACUUGGUGCCAAAUAUAUUCUUAUAUUAUGAUGUUAAAGACGACAUCCAAAGGUAUUGCAACUCGUGGUUAAUACGUAUCUCUUCCAAUUAUUUUAGUAGAAACUGGAGUUUUCUUGGUUUUUCGGGCGUCAUAGCAGGACUUGUUCUCACUCUUGUUCAGACUUAUUUCACCAUCAAUCCAAGGAAGUAAACGUUACUAGUAUUUUAUUAGUUGGUAUGUGUGUUCAAAUUCAAUUAUAGAAUUAUGUACUCAGAAAAUGUAUGACUUCAUCAUUUCAAAAUGUUUGAAAAUGUGUUUUUACAGCACUCUUUAACUUUGUUGUGGCAGAUUGGUAUGGAUUUGAUUUGAUGUUUGAUUGGAUAAAUUAAAUAAAUAUAUGGUUAA
Durio zibethinus is the source of this 1759-nucleotide messenger RNA. The record is from RefSeq and is a predicted model, not a curated record. Lineage: Eukaryota; Viridiplantae; Streptophyta; Magnoliopsida; Malvales; Malvaceae.